AUGCUUAUUGAUGAAACAUACUAUGAUGUGAAAACGUCUUAUGGUACUACCAUGAGAUUGUUUGUAUACCAUCCUAAAAUCUUAAACUACCCCAAUGCUAAAUUUCCAGGUGUAGUUGUAUAUUCGGAAAUUUAUCAGGUAACUGGGCCAGUGUCCAGAUUUGCCAAGGAUAUCGCUGGACAAGGAUUUAUUGUAGUUGCACCACUGAUCUAUCAUAACUUUGAAAGCUAUGAAGCAUUGGCUUAUGACGUCGAAGGAACCGAUAAGGGUAAUAAGUACAAGGUGGAAAAAGAAUUGAAAAGUUAUGAUGAAGAUAAUAAAUUGGCUGUUGACUACUUGUUAUCGUUACCAACAUGUAAUGGAAAAAUUGGACUGACUGGUAUGUGUCUUGGCGGACAUUUAGCAUUCAGAGCAGCUUUAGAUCCCAGAGUUUCAGCAGCAGUAUGCUUUUUUGCAACUGACAUCCAUGACCAUGCUUUAGGUAAGGGCGAAUCGGAUGAUUCGUUAGCAAGAUGUUCAGAGAUCAAGGGGGAAAUUAUAAUGAUAUUUGGUUGUAAGGAUAAUCAUGUUCCAUUAGAGGGAAGAGAUUUGAUUAGAAGUAAGUUGAGAAAUGCAGAUGUAGAGAUGACUUUUAUCGAAAUCAACGACGCGCAACAUGCUUUCGUUAGAGAUGAAAUGAGUAAGGGCAGAUACGACCCAGCAACCACCAAGAGUUGUAUGGAAUGGCUAUUUGAGUUAUUCAACAGGAAAUUGAAAUUAGAAUAUGGCGAACCUGACGGGAAAAAGGUUGAGAUUGAAAAUGUUUGUUGA
Dujonia railenensis is the source of this 810-nucleotide messenger RNA. NCBI's taxonomy places the organism in Eukaryota, Fungi, Ascomycota, Pichiomycetes, Serinales, Debaryomycetaceae. The record is from the annotation of a GenBank genome assembly.